ACCUAUAACCCCUUCUGUCGUUUGAAAUUUCUUUCUUCUUCAUCAUCCCAAUCAUAUAUAUAAUCAGGUCGGACAACGUUAUAUUCAUGAAAGACAUCAUCAUCAUCAUCAAAAUCUGUCUUUUGUGUUGUUUACAAGCUUUAUUAAUUUGGUCUCCGAUGGAGCAAGCUAAGUAUACGGGAGUGAGGAAGAGGAAAUGGGGGAAAUGGGUGUCGGAGAUUCGGCUGCCGAAUAGCAGGGAGAGGAUAUGGUUAGGCUCUUAUAAUGCACCGGAGAAGGCCGCCAGGGCUUUCGACGUCGCCCAGUACUGCCUGCGGGGUCCCACCGCUCGGUUCAACUUCCCGGACGACCCGCCGGACGUCCCCGGCGGCCGGUGGCUCUCUCCGGCAGAGAUACAGGGCAUCGCGGCGAGCUCCGGGAACGAUUACCGGCUGAAACCGCUGCCUGAGAAUGACGGCGACGGCGUUCGGGGGACGGGGACUGAUGAUGAUGAUACGACGCACGUGGUGGAAAUAAAUGACACGUCAACCUCGUCAGCCCCGGGUGGUGGGGCCCAAUUGGAGGGGAUUGAUUGGUCGUUUCUGGACAACUUGGAUGCCCCUUUCACGAGUAAUGAUUAUUUUGGCUUAUUUCACGGUGACGUCUACGUGCCACCAAACGACUAUGAGAUUGAGUAUGGAGAUGAUGGAGAGAGUAUAGGCCAUUUCUCUCAACAAUCUUUCCUUUGGAACUUUUGACAAAUCUUCUCAAACACACUAUCAUCUAUACUCAAUUUCUCA
Molecule: messenger RNA, 779 nt
Organism: Ipomoea nil (Japanese morning glory)
Lineage: Eukaryota; Viridiplantae; Streptophyta; Magnoliopsida; Solanales; Convolvulaceae
Product: ethylene-responsive transcription factor ERF017-like
Exons: 1
Coding region: 87-737 (216 amino acids)
Biological process (GO): regulation of DNA-templated transcription
Molecular function (GO): DNA-binding transcription factor activity; DNA binding
Source: RefSeq, a predicted model, not a curated record